CCCCCGGGUCUAGGCCGGGCUGCCAUGGUCCCGGGGAUGAUGUCUUUCAGGGUUUCAUGCUCCCUCUGGAAAAGUCUCAGCGCCGCCUCAGGCUUCGCCCAGGCCUGGGCCUCACCGCCGAGUCCGGCUCCCGCCAGGGCCUUUCACAGCUGCAUCGACCCCUCUAUCGGUCUCUCAGAUGACCAAAAAGAAUUCCAGAAAGUGGCCUUCAGUUUUGCUUUGAAUGAAAUGGCUCCACACAUGGCAGAGUGGGAUCAGAAGGAAAUCUUUCCUGUGGAGGCAAUGAGGAAGGCUGCACAACUCGGGUUUGGUGGGAUUUAUGUUCGUCCAGAUGUUGGGGGAUCAGGACUAUCACGAGUGGACACUUCGAUCAUAUUUGAAGCAUUGUCGACAGGCUGUGCAAGUACCACCGCUUACAUCAGCAUUCAUAACAUGUGUGUUUGGAUGAUUGACACGUUUGCGAGUGAAGAGCUGCGUCAUAAAUACUGUCCCACAUUGUGCAGCAUGGAGAGAUUGGCUUCCUACUGUCUCACUGAGCCAGGAAGUGGAAGUGAUGCAGCUUCACUAAUAACUACUGCAAGACGGGAUGGCGAUUGCUACAUUCUCAAUGGCUCAAAGGCUUUUAUCAGUGGUGGAGGAGAAACUGAUCUGUACGUGUUGAUGUGCAGGACUGGAGACAGGGGUCCCAAAGGCAUUUCCUGUUUGUUGGUGGAGAAAGGUACCCCUGGGCUCAGCUUCGGCAAGAAAGAGAAAAAGGUCGGAUGGAACUGCCAGCCAACUCGAGCUGUGAUAUUUGAGGACUGUGCUGUUCCCGUUAGUAACUUGAUUGGAAAAGAAGGUGAUGGAUUUUCCAUAGCAAUGAAUGGACUGAAUGGCGGAAGAAUCAACAUUGCUUCGUGUUCAGUAGGUGCUGCAUAUGCCUCCAUUCUUUUAACUCAAGAUCACCUGAAAGUCCGCAAACAAUUUGGAAAACCUCUUGCCGACAGUCAGUAUCUGCAGUUUAAACUGGCUGAAAUGGCAACUGGACUGGUAGCAUCCCGUUUGAUGGUGCGCAAUGCCGCUGCAGCACUCCAGGAGGGUCGGCAGGAUGCAGUAGCCCUAUGUGCAAUGGCCAAACUCUUUGCAACUGAUGAAUGUUUUACAAUCUGUAAUCAGGCGCUACAGAUGCAUGGUGGUUAUGGCUAUCUAAAGGAUUAUGCUGUACAGCAGUUUGUUCGAGAUACCAGGGUGCAUCAGAUCCUAGAGGGAACCAAUGAAGUGAUGCGAAUGCUUAUCUCAAAGAACCUGCUGAAUGACUAAUUUUGUUGUGCAUUAGCACAGCUCUGCACGGGAGAAACAAUUCAUUUUGUUGAUUAUGUUUCAUGGAAAGACUGUUUCUACACUCCAUUGUAACUGACCAGUAAAAUGCAAUAGUUUUCUUCUGUUUAAUUUUUUCUUGGACUUGUAACUGGCAUGAAUCUUAUAUGGUUGCAAACCCAUGUGUAGCAACACGGCAAAAACACCAACCAUGAACAAAUCCUCAGUGUUUCACCGUUCACUGUGGCAACAGCGAGGCUGACCACUAACUCGGCAGUAACCCAAGAUCCCAGCUGGAUACUGAAUCCUGGAAUCCUGUGGAAUAUUAGCCAUUUUGCGAAAGUCUUGGCAAGAAACUCUGUCACCUACAGCCAUAGAUAUCAUUAAACUAUUGUAUAAACA
Messenger RNA from Carcharodon carcharias (great white shark), 1698 nucleotides. RefSeq names its product acyl-CoA dehydrogenase family, member 8 (gene acad8). The record is from RefSeq and is a predicted model, not a curated record. The transcript has 11 exons. Bases 25 to 1299 code for a protein of 424 amino acids. Gene Ontology annotation, molecular function: acyl-CoA dehydrogenase activity; flavin adenine dinucleotide binding. Lineage: Eukaryota; Metazoa; Chordata; Chondrichthyes; Lamniformes; Lamnidae. Gene Ontology annotation, biological process: lipid metabolic process.